Messenger RNA from Pichia kudriavzevii, 870 nucleotides. RefSeq lists its product as uncharacterized. The transcript has a single exon. Gene Ontology annotation, biological process: regulation of DNA-templated transcription. Gene Ontology annotation, cellular component: nucleus; CCAAT-binding factor complex. The record is from RefSeq and is a predicted model, not a curated record. Lineage: Eukaryota; Fungi; Ascomycota; Pichiomycetes; Pichiales; Pichiaceae. Gene Ontology annotation, molecular function: DNA binding; protein heterodimerization activity; DNA-binding transcription activator activity, RNA polymerase II-specific. The coding region runs from base 1 to 870 and encodes 289 amino acids.
AUGGACAUAUCAGACGAAAUACCGUAUCCGCAGCUGGAUUUAGGAGUGGACGCCGAAAAGGACCACAUGGACAAGAUGGGACCAAACGGUUCAGACAAUCAGAGGUUCGACUACUAUGGGGACAGUGUCCAUCAUGGCGGCGCCAGCAGUAUGAGGGAAAAUGAUCUGCAUAAAGGCGGGAAUGCCGUCGGCAAUGGCAUAGAAGGUCUGAGAGGGGCGGGCGACGGUGGCGUUGAUGAGCAUGACAAUAGCAAUGGUAACGAGGAAGGUGAUGACGAAGUAGCCCAAGGUGGUGGGGACGAUGAUGCUGAUGAAGAACAAGAGGAAGAGGGGGAUGAGGAAGAAGAAGAAGAAGAAGAAGAAGAAUACGAUGAGCGUGUUUACGAAUUGGAUGACGAUAUUAAUGAGCCUAGUGGGGCGUUUGCAAAUGUAGGACAGGGGCUUACUGGUAAGUACAAAAACUAUAUGAUGCAGUACUGGCAAAACACCAUUGAUUCAAUCGAGCGUGACGACCAUGAUUUUAAGAACCAUCAGCUUCCACUUGCGAGGAUCAAGAAGGUGAUGAAGACAGACGAAGAUGUCAAGAUGAUCAGUGCAGAAGCACCGAUUCUCUUUGCCAAAGGUUGUGACAUCUUUAUAACAGAAUUGACCAUGCGUGCAUGGAUCCAUGCCGAGGAGAACAAACGUAGGACUUUGCAGAAGUCUGAUAUAGCUGCUGCGCUUCAAAAGUCGGACAUGUUUGAUUUCUUGAUUGAUAUAGUUCCAAGAGAGGAGGAAAAGAAGAAAAAGAGCGAUUCCCAUCGCCACCAACACCCGGAUCACGUGCAGGAACAACAAUUCUAUGAUAACAAUCAAUACUACAAUUCUUGA